Messenger RNA from Manis javanica (Malayan pangolin), 2571 nucleotides. It is a transcript of the gene MAMDC2, whose product is annotated as MAM domain containing 2. Gene Ontology annotation, cellular component: membrane. NCBI's taxonomy places the organism in Eukaryota, Metazoa, Chordata, Mammalia, Pholidota, Manidae. The record is from RefSeq and is a predicted model, not a curated record.
GAGGCGCUCCUGGAAGCCUGCCCCCUCCAGCUGUCUGCAAGGGGUCUGGUCCCAAGCUUUAAAACCCCGGGCCCGGGCACUGCAUCCCGACCUCUCCUCUCCCAGCCGCAGCCGUAUCCCGACCUCUCCUCUCCGGGCCAGUCCUGGCUGGCUUUUCAAAAGCGUGCAAUUGUCUCCUCCCGCCCAGCCCCAUCCUCGCCCAGGACCAGCUGUGCGGCGGCAGCUUCACUUAGGACUCGAUUUGAUCCGUGGCUGCAGCAGAACGCGCGCUUGCUCACCAUUUAAGCACCUUUCAGCUUUCUGCUCAGCUCCCGGAGCCGCUUUGCAAAGUCGGGCAGCUCCAAGUGCACGCUUUGCCUCUGGACUUCUCCCGCCCGCGUCCCCAGCACCCCCGCCUCCUACGCUCCCUUCCACCAGGAGCAGCGCGUCCCAGCGGGCUGGCAGCUUGCACCCUUUUCCGGUCCUCCUCCCCAAAGCGUGACCAUGCUGGUAAGAAGCGUCCUCCUGGCGGUGCAAGCCGUGCAGCUUGUGGGUGCCCUGGACCUACCCGAUGGGUCCUGCACCUUUGAAGAGAGCACCUGUGGAUUUGACUCGGUGUUCGAGUUCCUGCCCUGGAUUUUAAAUGAGGAAGGCCAUUACAUUUAUGUGGACACAUCCUUUGCCAAGCGAGGGGAGAAGGCCCUGCUGCUAAGUUCUGACCUACAGGCCGAGGAAUGGAGCUGCCUCAGAUUGGUCUACCAGAUAGCUGCGCCUUCAGGGUCUCCACCAGAUCCCAGCAGGCUGAACCUCUAUGUGAGAUUUGAAGAUGAAAGCUUUGAUCGCUGGCGUUGGUCGGCUACGGAACCUUCAGACAGCUGGCUCAUAGCCAGCUUGGAUUUACAAAACAGUGCUAAGAAAUUCAAGAUUUUAAUAGAAGGUGUGCUGGGACAGGGAAACACAGCCAGCAUUGCUCUCUUUGAAAUCAAGAUGACAACUGGCUACUGUAUUGAGUGUGACUUUGAAGAAAAUCAUCUCUGUGGCUUUGUGAACCGCUGGAACCCCAAUGUGAACUGGUUCGUUGGAGGAGGAAAUAUCCGGAAUUCCCACUCCAUCCUCCCACAAGAUCAUACCCUCAGGAGUGAACUGGGCCAUUACAUGUAUGUGGACUCAGUUUACAUCAAGCACUUCCAGGAGGUGGCCCAGCUCAUCUCCCCAAUGACCACGGCCCCCAUGUCCGGCUGCCUGUCAUUUUAUUACCAAGUCCAGCAGGAGAAUGACAAUGUCUUCUCCCUCUAUACUCGGGAUGCAGCCGGCGUCUAUGAGGAGAUCUGGAAAAUGAGCAGCCCAGGGAAUGCUGCCUGGAACCUGGCUGAGGUGGAGUUCAGUGCUCCGUACCCCAUGGAGGUUAUUUUUGAAGUUGCUUUCAAUGGCCCCAAAGGAGGGCAUGUUGCCCUGGAUGAUAUUUCUUUCUCUCCUGUCCAUUGCCAGAAUCAGACAGGGCUUCCUUUCAGUGCCAUAGAAGCAAGCUGCAAUUUUGAGAGAGACCUCUGCAACUUCUACCAAGAUAAAGAAGGUCCAGGCUGGACUCGAGUGAAAGUAAAACCAAAUAUGUACCGGGCUGGAGACCACACUUCAGGCACAGGGUAUUACCUGCUGGCCAACACAAAGUUUACAUCUCAGCCAGGUUACAUUGGACGACUCUAUGGCCCCUCCCUGCCAGGAAAUUUGCAGUAUUGUCUGCGGUUUUUUUACGCCAUCUAUGGGUUUUUAAAAAUGCGAGACACCCUUGCAGUUUACAUCUUUGAGGAGAACCAUGUGGUUCAAGAGAAGAUCUGGUCUGUGCUGGAGUCCCCACGGGGUGUUUGGAUGCAAGCCGAAAUCACCUUUAAGAAGCCCAUGCCUGCCAAGGUAGUUUUCAUGAGCCUAUGCAAAAGCUUUUGGGACUGUGGACUUGUAGCCCUAGAUGACAUUACAAUAGAAUUGGGAAGCUGCUGGUCUCCAGAGAAGCUCCCACCUCCACCUGGAGAGUGUACUUUUGAACAAGAUGAAUGUGCCUUUACUCAGGAGAGAAGAAACCGGAGCAGCUGGCACAGGAGGAGGGGGGAAACUCCCACCUCCUACACAGGACCAAAGGGAGACCACACUACUGGGGUAGGUUACUACAUGUACAUUGAGGCCUCCCACAUGGUGUACGGACAGAAAGCACACCUCUCGUCCAGGCCUCUGAGGGGAGUCAUUGGAAAACACUGCUUGACCUUUUUCUACCACAUGUAUGGAGCAGGGACUGGCCUGCUGAGCAUUUAUUUGAAAAAGGAAGGUGACAGUGAAGAGUCCCUCUUAUGGAGAAGAGGAGGUGAGCAGAGCAUUUCCUGGAUGCGAGCACUGAUUGAAUACAGCUGUGAAAGGCAACACAAGGUAAUUUUUGAAGCCAUUCGGGGAGUGUCAAUAAGAAGUGAUAUUGCCAUUGAUGAUGUUAAAUUUCAAGCAGGACCCUGUGCAGAAAUGGAAGAUACAACUCAGCAAUCAUCAGGAUAUUCUGAGGAUUUAAAUGAAAUUGAGUUUUAAGAAAUGAUCUGAAUUGGAUUAACUGAA